AUGGUCGCCCUGAAACCCAGCCUUGCCCUCAUCGCGGGUCUUCUCACCAUGGCUUCCACUGUGGUCGCCUGGGAUCCCUACUAUGACUAUUACGACGCCCGCUCGCUGGAUUUCUACGACGACUACGAGCUGCGCGGGUUCGACGAUGACUACGAGCUUCGCGGGUUCGACGACGACGACUUUGUCCUCUCCGCACGCGACCUCGCGCGGCUCAACGUCCGCGCCUCCGACAUCUCCCACGUGCUCGUGAUCCGCGCCGACCCCAACGCCGCCGCCGAAUGCAAGAAAUUCACUGACGCGUACAACGCGACAAAAAAGGACUAUGAUUCGUGGAACAAGAAGUACAAGGACGCGAGGAAGAAGAAGGAUAAGGAGGGGGAGAAGAAGGCGAAGGAGAAGAUGGAUGAGUUGAGGGAGUAUGUGGAGUAUAAUAGGGAGGAGAUGGAGAUUUGGUGUGCGAAGGCGAAUAAUCCUGGGAGUCCGGCGGCGAAGAGGAAGAGCCCUAGUCCGCCAAGGAGUAGGAGCGCUAGUCCGGCUCCUGGGAGUAAGCCUGGGAGCAGGAGUCCCAGUCCUGGGAAGAAGUAG
Messenger RNA from Coprinopsis cinerea okayama7#130, 585 nucleotides. RefSeq lists its product as hypothetical. Lineage: Eukaryota; Fungi; Basidiomycota; Agaricomycetes; Agaricales; Psathyrellaceae. The record is from RefSeq and is a predicted model, not a curated record. The coding region runs from base 1 to 585 and encodes 194 amino acids. The transcript has a single exon.